Uncinocarpus reesii 1704 is the source of this 996-nucleotide messenger RNA. RefSeq lists its product as uncharacterized. The record is from RefSeq and is a predicted model, not a curated record. The coding region runs from base 1 to 996 and encodes 331 amino acids. Gene Ontology annotation, cellular component: cytoplasm. Gene Ontology annotation, biological process: phosphatidylethanolamine biosynthetic process. NCBI's taxonomy places the organism in Eukaryota, Fungi, Ascomycota, Eurotiomycetes, Onygenales, Onygenaceae. Gene Ontology annotation, molecular function: ethanolamine-phosphate cytidylyltransferase activity. The transcript is spliced from 3 exons.
AUGUUGCAAGCUCGGAGAUUGGGACGAGAACUCCUCGUCGGGGUUCAUUCAGACGAGGAGAUUCUAGAAAACAAGGGCCCGACUGUUAUGACGCUUGCGGAACGGGUGGCUGCGGUAGAUGCGUGUCGUUGGGCAUCGAAGUCGAUUCCCCACGCUCCAUAUGUUACUUCAUUGCCUUGGAUAUCUCACUACGGCUGCUACUACGUUGUUCACGGGGAUGAUAUCACUUCCGACAGCGACGGGAACGAUUGCUAUAGGUUCGUGAAGGCUGCAGGGCGUUUCCUGGUGGUAAAGCGAACUCCCGGAAUCUCAACAACGGAUCUGGUUGGCCGUAUGCUUCUUUGUACUCGUGGCCAUUUCAUAAAGUCGUUACCAGCGUUUUUAACGGGCCAAGAAGGUGCUGGGACUCCGGAAGAACUCAAGGAGCUCGCGCAACAAUCGCUUCAAAGGAUCAAGGAUUACGCUACCGACGAAACAGGUCUUAAGCCCGGCCCAGAUGUUUGGACUUGGACAAGUUCACAGCCGGCUACCGAUGAUCAUACCUUACACCCAGAAGGAACUUUUGAUCAUUUGGUGCCUGGGAAGACCCCGAAGCCAGGACAACGGGUCGUUUAUGUUGAUGGAGGGUUCGACCUAUUCUCCUCUGGACACAUCGAGUUUCUACGCCAGGUUCAUCAAAUGGAAAAAGAAGAAGGUGACCGCCGUGGAUGGUUCUCUCCCGAGCAAGUGGCCGCGAGGUUAGAACAAUAUGGUGAAGAUUAUGAGCCUGCUUACAUUGUGGCGGGCGUUCAUGAUGAUGAAGUCAUAAACCGGUGGAAAGGCCUGAAUUAUCCUAUCAUGAACAUCUUUGAGCGCGGACUUUGCGUCCUUCAGUGUCGGUACAUUAAUGCUAUCGUAUUCGGGGCACCCUUUACCCCGUCCGAGCCGUUCCUUCGAUUGCUACCACUUGGUAUGCCCAGUGCUGUCUACCAUGCACCUACGACUUUUAUCCGUUAA